GUCAAAGCAGAAUGUUUUCUUUACGUCCAUGGAAUAAACUCCGCACAGCGCCGAACCUCUGAAACAUGUUUAAGAUUGACAAACCACCACAAACAUUUGGAAACUUGAAAGAUGGAUGCGUUUAACGAACUUCAUUGGAGGAUUUGAGUUCUCUGAGACUAUCUGGGGACACUUUCGUCGUAGUCGCUCUGAAGUGCUAACGGCUGGUGAAGUCCUGGACCUUUAAAAAUAAGCAGCAACUCUUAAGAGUAUUUAAAGUUUCUUUUCUUUAUUGGAUUUAACUGAGAAUGAUGGUACAUUGGUAAGACAGCAUUAAGUAUGGUAGUUGUGCUGUCGGCUGGUGUGGACUAGAACUGAAGGAAAACAGUUUUGAAAAAGGGGUUGGACGGAUAGCGGUUCCUGUUGCGAUGGGCAACCGCGGGAUGGAGGAUCUGAUCCCGCUGGUCAACUGCCUUCAAGAUACCCUGGGCAACGUGGGACAGAGCUGCAGCCUUCACCUGCCUCAGAUAGCUGUGGUGGGCGGCCAGAGCGCGGGCAAGAGCUCCGUGCUGGAAAACUUUGUGGGCAGAGAUUUCCUUCCACGGGGUUCAGGAAUUGUCACUCGCAGACCUUUAAUCCUCCAGCUGCUAAAUUCUGAUGCAGAGUAUGGCGAGUUUUUCCACUGUAAGGGAAAGAGAUUCACAAAUUUUGAGGAGAUCCGCAAAGAAAUUGAAGCAGAGACGUGCAGACUCACAGGAUCGAAUAAAGGCAUAUCUUCUGUUCCCAUGAGCCUACGGAUUUACUCACCACAUGUGCUCAACCUGACUCUUGUGGACCUGCCUGGCAUCACAAAGGUGCCAGUAGGUGACCAGCCAGCAGACAUAGAGUACCAGAUACGAGACAUGGUCAUGCAGUAUAUCUGUAAGGAAAACUGUCUCAUUCUGGCCGUCACACCUGCCAACACUGAUCUGGCCAACUCUGAUGCACUAAAACUAGCCAAAGAUGUUGACCCACAAGGUCAGCGCACUAUUGGUGUAAUCACAAAGCUGGACCUGAUGGAUCAAGGAACCGAUGCCAGGGAAAUACUAGAAAACAGUUUGCUUCCCCUGCGAAGAGGUUACAUUGGGGUGGUGAACCGCAGUCAGAAGGACAUAGAUGGGAAAAAGGACAUCAAGGCAGCUCUGGAGUCAGAGAAGAACUUCUUUCUGUCCCAUCCAGCCUACAAACACAUGGUUGAAAGAAUGGGGACCCCAUAUUUACAAAGAAUACUUAACCAGCAAUUGACAAACCACAUACGGGACACACUGCCAGCCUUCCGCAGUCAUCUGCAGAGCCAGCUUCUAGCCUUGAAUAAAGAGGCCGAGGAGUACAAACAGUAUAAACCUGAUGAUCCUGCACGGAGGACCAAGACACUACUACAGUUAGUUCAGCACUUGGCUGCUGAUUUUGAGAAGCUAAUUGAGGGCUCUGGUGACAAAGUGGACACUGUGAAUUUGUCAGGAGGUGCUAGGAUCAAUAAAAUUUUCCAUGAGCGCUUCCCAUAUGAACUGGUAAAGAUUGAAUCCGAUGUGAGGAAGCUGCGGCAGGAGAUCAACUAUGCCAUCAGAAACAUACACGGUGUCAGGACAGGCUUGUUCACUCCUGACAUGGCCUUUGAAACCAUAGUUAAGAAAAAGAUAUCAAAUCUAAAGGGGCCAUGUAUUCAAUUUAUUGACAUGGUCAGUCAAGAACUAAUCAACACUGUUUAUCAGUGUAUCAGCAAGCUCAGCUCCUUUCCCAAACUGCGAGAUGAGACAGAGAGGAUUGUUGUCACUGAGAUUCAAGAGCAAGAGAGUAAAUGCAGAGACCAGGUCUUGUUGCUUAUUGAUAUCCAGCUCGCCUACAUAAAUACCAAACAUGAAGACUUCGUUGGCUUUACUAAUUUCCAGCAGGUGCAUGACCAAAACAAUGGGAAGACUGUCAUUGGAAUGGCACCGAACCAGGGUGUGGUUCAUCCCUCAAGCCGAAUAGUCAUACGCAAGGGUUGGCUCACCAUCAGCAACAUCGGCAUCAUGAAAGGCGGGGCCAGGGAAUACUGGUUCAUCCUCUCAGCAGAAAGCCUGUCCUGGUUCAAAGAUGAGGAGGAGAAGGACAAGAAGUACAUGCUUCCUCUGGACAACUUAAAGCUCAGAGAUGUAGAAAAGGGCUUCAUGUCAAGCAAAUUUGUUUUUGCUAUCUUCAACACAGAGUUAAGGAACGUGUAUAAGGACUACAAAAGCCUGGAGUUGGCCUGUAACUCUCAGGAAGAGUUGACCAGCUGGAAGGCAUCUCUGCUACGGGCUGGAGUCUACCCUGAGAAAGUGGAUGGACAGGAAAAUGGACCUAAAAACUUCACAGAUCCCCAGCUGGAGCGUCAAGUGGAGAUCAUUUGUAACCUGGUUGACUCCUACAUGGGCAUCAUCCAUAAGACCAUCAGGGAUUUGAUGCCAAAAACCAUUAUGCACCUCAUGAUAAACAGUGUGAAGGAGUUCAUUAGUUCUGAGCUCCUGGCUCAGCUUUAUGCUCUGGGGGAAUGCUCAGCACUGAUGGAUGAGUCACCAGAGCAGCAGCAGCACCGGGAGGAAGUGCUCCGCAAGCACGCUGCCCUGAAGGAGGCGCUCGCUGUUGUCGGAGAGAUCUCCACGUCUACCUGCACCACUCCUCUUCCUCCACCGGUGGACUCCUCCUGGAUACAAUCCACAAAUUUCCCUAAAAAUGUAGUGACCGUUGGUAAGCCAGUGAGUCGUGGUCAUGCUCCACCAGUUCCUCGUGUGACUCAGUCUGGACAUAAGGCUUCUUCUGACAGCUUUCAGCACCACAGUCGUGCUACAACCAGUGUACCAAGGAGGCAACCCCCUGCAAUUCCAAGCAUGAAAUGAGUCUUUUUCUACUGAUUGCUCUUCUAUCCGUCUGCCCCUGUGAUCCUUACAGCUCCAGCUGACUGCUACCCAGAGACACCCAUGACCUAUGUGAUGUGUAAUCCAGCUGAAGCAUUUUUCUGGGGUUCUUGCUGUCUCCUCUGGGAGCUGCUGUCUGCUAAAUUCACUCCAUCCUGAGUCUGUUUUGUACAUAAUAUGACCAGCCAUAAAUGCUGGAAUGUGAACAACUGUCUGAUUUCUCUCAGAGUCUGAAUUUUGUAUAAAUAAAAUGACUGGUUUUGAAUUGCUCUCCAUAAUGAGAGUACCCAUGCACUGCUUUUACUUUGUUAAUAAAACAGUUUAUUUUU
Melanotaenia boesemani (Boeseman's rainbowfish) is the source of this 3223-nucleotide messenger RNA. RefSeq names its product dynamin 3a (gene dnm3a). Bases 408 to 2876 code for a protein of 822 amino acids. Gene Ontology annotation, molecular function: GTPase activity; microtubule binding; GTP binding. NCBI's taxonomy places the organism in Eukaryota, Metazoa, Chordata, Actinopteri, Atheriniformes, Melanotaeniidae. Gene Ontology annotation, cellular component: microtubule; membrane; cytoplasm. The transcript has 21 exons. The record is from RefSeq and is a predicted model, not a curated record.